This is a messenger RNA of Habropoda laboriosa, 2862 nucleotides long. RefSeq names its product calglandulin-like. Gene Ontology annotation, molecular function: myosin heavy chain binding; calcium ion binding; ornithine decarboxylase inhibitor activity. Gene Ontology annotation, cellular component: myosin II complex. Bases 102 to 986 code for a protein of 294 amino acids. Lineage: Eukaryota; Metazoa; Arthropoda; Insecta; Hymenoptera; Apidae. The record is from RefSeq and is a predicted model, not a curated record. The transcript has 6 exons.
CGAUCGAGGCGCUCGUCGUUCAACAACGUGCAUACGUAUACACGCUCGCGUAUAGAAAGAGACGUACGUAUUGUGUGUUUUUCGUACAAUCAGCGAUUGAAAUGGCAUCUUAUUCGGAAGAUCAGUUAGCGGAAUUUCAGGAGGCGUUUCAACUCUUCGACAGCCGAGGGGAUGGGAAAAUUCAUGUAGCCCAAAUUGGAGACGCGUUGCGUGCUCUAGGGCAAAAUCCGACUGAAUCGGAUGUAAAGAAAUUUACUCAUCAACACAAACCUGACGAACGUAUCAGCUUCGAAGUCUUUCUGCCAAUUUAUCAAGCGAUAAGUAAAUCUCGUACGUCUGAUACUGCUGAUGAUUUUAUAGAAGGACUACGUCAUUUCGACAAAGAUGGAAAUGGUUUCAUCUCUUCUGCCGAAUUGAGACACCUUUUGACCACGUUGGGUGAGAAGCUCAGCGAUGAAGAAGUUGAAACUUUGUUGGCUGGUCACGAAGAUUCGCAGGGUAACAUAAAUUAUGAAGACUUUGUUCGUCAAGAGGAUGAAUUAUUGAAAGCUGUGCGAAAUAGCGAAUCACUGCGCCUAACUUUUACUCUUCAUUUGACGGAAAGCACAUCCGUUGAAUGGGAAACGGUAGUAUGGCGUCGCUGUCUUUACAUUCGCGUGCCAAGCUGUCUUCUGCCUGAAGGUUCGAAAGAAGGCUUCGUUUCGCUCCUGGAGUACGCAGAAGAAACACUGCGAUGUACAAAUAUCAUCGUAUGUCUACGUAAAGACAGAACGGAUCGAGGUACUUGUCGUCGACCGUUCUUUGAUUCCAAUGAAAAUGGUUACGAGAGAAAAAAUUUCUCGCCUAAAACACUUUGUUGUUGUGGUUUAGCAAUGCUGGUUCGUACCUUCAUGUUUUUGGGCUUCACUGUUCUACCGCCCACUCACUCCUUGGUACCACCAGGCAGUGAUGCUGGCAAUCUCUACAUGCUCUAUACCAUCGAGUAAUCAACCACAGAAGCUCGGCUUCUCUUUCAAAUUUAACGCACAGUUACAGGAACGAACAUUGCGAAAACAUCCACGCAUUUUUCCACAACCAGAAGUGAACGAGAAAUUACAAGCUAUAAAAAUCACGAAUCGUAAAUUUGGUUUCUUCUUUUCUCAAUUGCCUUAAUAUUUUCCGAUAUGUGUUUGGUACGAAGAAAUUACAGGUCUGUAGGAAUGUUAUGGAACAGCAAUUGAGUCUGUCGUAUCACCGUUCGCGAUAAUAACCGUAAAGAUGUUUUCAACGUUGUGUUGUACACCUUGGCGUUAAAUUUAAGAGAAAGGCACGUAUACGUACAUGCGUACAUGUAUAUGUAUACAAACACGUACAGAACGGAGAGAUACGAUGAAAUGAAGAACAAACCGAAACUAAUAGUCGGGUAUACGUAGUAGAUCGCGAACAUAACAGGCUGUCGACGAAAAUGUCGAUUCAUUCUCUUGAAUACAAUGUUGAUAACUUUUAAGAGCAUGUAAACUGCUGACGAAGCUUCCCACGUAAAAAAUUUGACGACAUCUCGAGGCUUACACAAUUUACAUAAGGCUAAGAAACGUCAAAUUAUAAAAGGAAUUUAUUACCGAUAAAUCUCAAUGUUAAUUGUGGCGGAUUGGGUUUAAGCGUGUUUUUUAUCUUGUAUCGUCGUAUAAUUUUUUUUAAAUCGUUUGUAUGUGUUAUUACACAUGUGUGUACGUGCGCAUACGUACGUGCAACGCGCACGGAAUACGCGUAACGAUGCGCAACCAGUGUUUAAAUACCUUAAGUUACCUUCUCUUUCGUUUGUAUUUUUCUUCUUUCGCAGUCGAUGUAUACAAAUCGAUGGCUUAUUCGAUAAAAAUUAGUUCAAAUAGGACAUUAACUUCGAUACCGUUCGUAAAAAUGAAAUAUUUUUGAAAGUAGUUUCAGUUUCACGUGGUAAUUCGGUGUAACAAUUACUACGUGUCUCUCUAAUGAGAUAUAGGCAAUAUCGAGAGUGAUUUGCAAUCGAAGAAUCGUAUUCGGAAUAUUUCAAAUAUCUCCUUAUGAUAGAUAUUUCUGUGAACAUUUUUCAGCAAUAAAUUAUACACUGGCAGCGGUCGUUGUAACGAUAAAACUGGGUGAAAAAAUGUUUCUUUAUUAUGCCGUUGCGAACCGUGAAAGUAUAUUUUUCCCCCCCCCCCCCCCCCCGCUUUUUCGAAUCGAAGGAUUUUAUCCUGGGAUAUAGGACUUUGAUGAUGCGGAGAGAAAAGAUUGCCCAGAUGGUGUUCUGUCUUUGCGUGCCAAGUCCGUUCCCUUUCCAAGCCUCACCAAGCAAAUCCAGGCGCAUCGCACGAUUAUCCGAACCGCGUGAGAGCUCUGUCGAAGACACGAGCCAGCCGCGACACUGCACAACCCAUGGAAGAAACAACCAUCGAUGGCCAAGCCGUCGUAGGUUUUCUCCCAAUUUUGGAGUGUCACGUCUCGGAUCGUGUCUGAAAUCGGUAGAUUGUGAAUCUGAGUGGUGCUUGUUCGCACGUUUUAGAAAUAACCAGAAGAUAACAUUCGAGUUACCAACGAUUUUCCUUAUCCCAGCGUGUGUUCUCUUCCUUGUUAACUAUGAACAGUACAUACGACGAUUCGUUACGGAUGUGACAAUGUUUAGACAUAUAAUAAGCAACGAUCGUGUAACGGUAACGGUUUUAGCAACGAUGGUAAUAAUAAUUCUUUUGAUAACCCCGAUCAAUUAACAUUGUGGAAUUUGUGCUGAUAAAUACUUUCUUUAGUGUUGACUCGAUAAUGGACGGACGACAUUGAAUGGCUGUAAAAUCGUGAAGAGUUGGAAUAUUGCAAAAAAAAAAAAAAAAAAAAAAAAAAAAAAAAAUAAAA